GACGAGAGACAGACAGAAUCAUUGUCCGAGCCGCACGCAGGGCGACGGAAAGGGAACACACUCCGAAUGACGAAUGAUGCUCCGCACGCUGAAUCCACUCCGCAGUCCACUUUCCGUUGCUGGAGAAAUAUCCGCUCCGGCGCCUGACAUACCGUCCAAGAAAACUGGGCGUUCGAAGUUCUGCUGGUUGUCGCGUCACAGUGAUGAGCCGCUCGGACAUGUGUCUGCAAAAUCCAGUGCGUGCAGUCGAUGAGGCCGAGCGAUGCGAUGCGAGUCUGGAAGGAGCGGCGGUGAGGAAUUUGUUAUGGUCCUCUGAGACAGUGGCACGUGGUAGGUUGUACGUUCGGAGUUCCACAAUUUGAUGGACGCUCCACAUCUCUUCACGUUAACUGCCUGUUUGUUGACGAAGGCAGCAACGAUAUCGAGCACUACGAUGAGAAUCAAUCAGUUCAACUGUUUAUCGAAACUAAUUCAAAAUGUGGAUCAACUCCACCACCCAACCAUCUGCCGAAGGCAAUUUGGCACUGCAGCUACUGUCGGUGGAACGGUUCGUCAAGCUCUUGGUCAAAUCGUUGAAACUAAAGACUCAGUGGAGAAUCACGGAGCAGCUCCUCAUGGCGAUCCGAAUUUUUUGGAAUCCGUAGAUAUAUAUUUCGACAGGGCUGCCGCCUAUGCACAAUCGACUCCCGAUAUCCUCGCACAAAUAAAGGCAUGUAAUAAUGUAAUGAGAUUGCAGUUUCCACUCAAGUGCGGAAAUGGUACCGUCGAACUUAUUGAGGCUUAUAGGGCGCAACACUCGCAUCAUCGUUUACCAGUCAAAGGCGGAAUUCGCAUGGCGCCAAAUGUUGAUGCCAAUGAAACUAUGGCUUUAGCUGCCUUAAUGACAUUCAAGUGUGCUGUGGUCGAUGUACCUUUUGGAGGUGCUAAAGGUGGAAUCAAGAUAGAUCCAAACAAGUAUACUUCAACUGAGAAAGAGACAAUUAUCAGAAGAUAUACCAGCGAGCUUGUUAAAAAGAACUUUAUUGGUCCUGCUCUGGAUGUACCGGCACCAGAUUAUGGAACAGGUCCUCAAGAGAUGGCCUGGAUUAAGGACACCUUCGAACAUUUGCGCCCUACAGACAUCAACGGUUCUGCCUGUGUAACUGGGAAACCUCUUGAAGAGGGUGGAAUUGAUGGUAGGCAAGAAGCAACUGGACUGGGUGUUUUCUUUUGCGUGAGAGAAUUUUUGAACGACAAGGAAUUGGUUUCAAAGCUAAACAUGAACCCUGGUGUGAAAGGCAAGACAUUUAUUGUUCAAGGGUUUGGAAAUGUUGGUCGACAUACUGCCGAUAAAUUAGCAGCUGCUGGAGGUAAGAUCAUAGCUGUUGCUGAGUACGAUGGAGGGAUUGUUGACGAGACAGGAGAAGGUCUAGAUAUUACUGCAAUUAAAGCCUAUCAGGCAACUAAAAAAUCUAUUCUUGGAUUUCCCGGAACUACGACGCGAAGGGACUCUGGAGAGAUUCUGGAGCUUGAAUGCGAUGUCCUUAUACCUGCAGCUCUUGAGUCUCAGAUCCACUCUCGAAACGCGCAUAGAAUUAAGGCAAAAGUGAUUGCUGAGGCUGCUAAUGGUCCUGUGACACCCCGAGCUGAAGUCAUUUUGGAGAAGAGAGGAAUUGUUAUUCUGCCAGAUUUGUUAUUAAAUGCUGGCGGCGUUACUGUUUCCUACUUCGAGUGGCUCAAGAAUCUGAACCACAUGCAUUUUGGACGAAUGAGUAGGAGGAUGGAGGAGAGUGGUAAGAAGGCCUUGAUUGAUGCGCUUGAGAACCAGUUUGGCAAUGGAACCAAACUCUCAGAGGAUCUUCGCAGACAGAUUGUGAAAGGGAACACAGAGGUUGAUUUUGUGUACUCGGGCCUAGAAGAAACUAUGCUGGUCAGUUGGGACAACGUUAGACGCACAGCCCAGAUUAAGGGUUGCAACUAUCGCACUGCUGCAUAUCUGAUAGCCAUAGAAAGAAUUGCAACUUGUUACAAAGUCAGUGGAAUAUUUCCUUGAAAAACUUCUCAUACGACUAUAAGACGACAUCGCCCACGACAGAGUUGAAGCAGAUUACAUCCACAUGGCGGAAGCUUCUCGGCACGAGUAACAGUUUGUACAUGCAAGUAAAACAGCUUGUCCAUUGUACAGGUCAAUGCCUUUUCGCAGGAAAGAAACAUCAGUUCUAAAGACAGGUAUAGCGUACAUGAUUCUAUUAGCAGUCAUUCUGAAAGAAGAAAUUCAAUUUUUUUCAAAAAAAGGUAAAAAAAUGCUCAUGCGGUUUAGUUCUCCUCAUGGUAUGAUCAAGAACCCGUUCGAUACAUCAGCAGAUGGCCUCUGCAGGAGGCAAAAAUUAUGUCAAUCAUAUACUGCAGUUGUAAAUAUAAUUCUCAGUCAAACUAUCAGAUUUCCGGUCAUCUUGUCCGGCUCACGAAAUUUGUUCGACAUAAAUCUCCAGCCUGUCCUCAAGUUGUCAUAUAUCCUAGAAUACCAGAAUUGAGUUCCAAGAAACUAAUUACGUCCUGUACUCAAUCUUC
Molecule: messenger RNA, 2550 nt
Organism: Marchantia polymorpha subsp. ruderalis
Lineage: Eukaryota; Viridiplantae; Streptophyta; Marchantiopsida; Marchantiales; Marchantiaceae
Source: the annotation of a GenBank genome assembly